This is a messenger RNA of Thamnophis elegans (Western terrestrial garter snake), 848 nucleotides long. It is a transcript of the gene RGS16, whose product is annotated as regulator of G protein signaling 16. Bases 74 to 640 code for a protein of 188 amino acids. The transcript has 5 exons. The record is from RefSeq and is a predicted model, not a curated record. Lineage: Eukaryota; Metazoa; Chordata; Lepidosauria; Squamata; Natricidae.
GGCUGUGAUCAGAGCCCUCCGCUGCUCCCCAAGCCAAUUUCUGCAGAUCUAAGCAAGCCACUGCUUUCUCAACAUGUGCCGGGGUUUAGCUGCAUUGCCUGCUAGCUGCUUGGAAAGAGCCAAAGAGUUUAAAACACGUUUGGGAAUUCUGCUUCAUAAACCAGAGUUUGGACAUAAAAUUGGAAACCUCAGCUGGAGUCCCAAGCAAAAAUAUUCUUUGGAAGAAGCUCUUGGAUGGAAGGAAUCCUUUGAUCGACUGCUGAGAAGCAGAAGUGGCAUGGCAGCGUUUCAUGGGUUUCUCAAAACGGAAUUUAGUGAAGAAAAUCUGGAGUUUUGGUUAGCUUGCGAAGAAUAUAAGAAAAUGCCCUCAAAAGCAAAAUUAGCAACCAAAGCCAACAGGAUAUUUGAAGACUUUGUUCAGAAUGAGUCCCCCAGGGAGGUAAAUCUUGACCAUGAAACUCGAGAGGCGACCAGAAGGAAUCUUGCUGGGGCCACUUCCACGUGCUUUGAAGAAGCGCAAGCCAAAACAUACCUCUUGAUGGAGAAGGACUCCUAUCCCAGAUUUCUGAAAUCUGCUUAUUACAGAGACCUCAUUGAACAAGCAAAUAGCCACAGAACAGGCAAACCUGCACACACCUGAGCCGGUCCCUCAUCAUCAUCUGGAACUGUGUUGGGGAACAGAGACGCAAAAUGAAACUGGAGAUGCUGGAAUCCACGUGGAAGGUGCUAAGAACAUUUCCGUUGCAAAGUUUUGGUUUUUCCUGGCCUGGAUGCCUGGGACCGCCAACGCUUCCAUGCACCCAGCAGCUCUACUAAAUGUAGACCUUCUCUAGAAAAGAGACUUUGAA